Pelecanus crispus (Dalmatian pelican) is the source of this 1338-nucleotide messenger RNA. The record is from RefSeq and is a predicted model, not a curated record. NCBI's taxonomy places the organism in Eukaryota, Metazoa, Chordata, Aves, Pelecaniformes, Pelecanidae.
GAUGAAGCAGGAAUCCCAGGUAUACUAGUUGGAGUUUCUGUAGAUGGAAAGGAAGUCUGGUCAGAAGGUUUGGGUUAUGCUGAUGUAGAGAAUCGUGUACUAUGUAAGCCAGAGACCAUCAUGCGAAUUGCUAGCAUUAGCAAGUGUCUUACAAUGAUGGCUGUUGCUAAAUUGUGGGAAGAGGGGAAACUGGAUUUAGAUGCUCCAGUGCAGAAAUAUGUCCCCGAAUUUCCAGAAAAAGUCUACGAGGGUGAAAAGGUCGCUAUUACUACAAGACUGUUAGUUUCACACUUGAGUGGGAUUCGUCACUAUGAAAAAGAUAUUACGAAAGUAAAGGAAGAAAAGGAAAAGGCAAACAGAGCAUUUAAACAUACAAAACCCUAUCAGGAUAAAGAACAAAAAGAAAAUGAAGGCAAAGGGGUUGAAAAGACUGAUUCUGUCAAACGGAGGAAAGAACACGAAGGUGAGGUAAAAAGCCGAAAUUCAAACCCUGGCAGGAGAGACAAAGAAUUUGAGCAAGAAGAGUAUUAUUUGAAGGAAAAAUUUGAAAGUGUAAUUGAAUCACUGAAGCUAUUUAAAAAUGAUCCUUUAUUCUUUAAACCAGGUAGUCAGUUCUUGUAUUCAACGUAUGGCUUUACUCUCUUAAGCGCUGUUGUGGAGAGAGUUUCAGGACAAAAAUUUACAGAUUAUAUGCUAAAAAUGUUUCAUGAUUUGGAUAUGCUGUCAACUGUACUAGAUGACAAUGAAGCAAUGAUAUAUAACAGAGCAAGGUGUUAUGUUUACAACAAAAAGGGACGGCUGGUAAAUGCACCAUAUGUGGACAACUCUUACAAGUGGGCUGGUGGUGGCUUUCUGUCGUCAGUAGGUGACCUUCUGAAAUUUGGAAACGCCUUGUUAUACAGUUAUCAAGCUGGAGAAUUUAAAAACACUAAUGGCAAACUUCUUCCUGGGUACCUCAAACCAGACACAGUCGCAAUGAUGUGGACCCCAGUGCCAAAAACUGAAGUAUCAUGGGACAGGGAUGGUAAAUAUGCAAUGGCUUGGGCUGUAGUAGAGAAAAAACAACAAUAUGGCUGUUGCAGACAGCAGAGACACUAUGCAUCUCAUACAGGUGGUGCAGUGGGGGCAAGUAGUGUCCUCCUAAUUCUUCCUGAAGAGCUGGACUCUGAAGCUAUAGAUACUGGGCUAGUGGCACCACCUAGAGGAGUAAUUGUUAGUAUUAUCUGUAAUAUGCAAUCAGUUUCACUCAACAGCACUGCCUUAAAGAUUGCAAGGGAAUUUGAUAAAGAAAAAUGGGCACGAUAUAUAGAUUAAAAAAAGAGAUACGUGUAACUGAAC